Molecule: messenger RNA, 2210 nt
Organism: Brachypodium distachyon (stiff brome)
Lineage: Eukaryota; Viridiplantae; Streptophyta; Magnoliopsida; Poales; Poaceae
Product: eukaryotic peptide chain release factor subunit 1-2
Exons: 3
Coding region: 281-1597 (438 amino acids)
Biological process (GO): cytoplasmic translational termination
Cellular component (GO): cytosol; translation release factor complex
Molecular function (GO): sequence-specific mRNA binding; translation release factor activity, codon specific
Source: RefSeq, a predicted model, not a curated record
AGAGUCUGGUAGGAAAUUGUACUGUGUUCUCGAGAGAGUUCGAUACCAUCUCCACCACCUCCUCCUUCCUCCCCCCUUUCAGCCAGCCCCUAAAAAACCCAAGCCAUCAUCAUCGUCUCAGAAAUCCCCCAAAGGCGCUGGCACCAUUUCCUAACGCCAAGAACAAGAAGAAGAACUCCCCUGGUUCACGACUCACGACUUCUCCCCGAGCCCGGCGUCACCCGCCGCCGGGCACCCACGCAGCAGGCGAAGGCUGGUCACCCUGCAAAAACUAGCCAAGAUGGUGGAGGGGUACGAAACUGACAAGAACAUUGAGAUAUGGAAGGUGAAGAAGCUGAUCAAGGCACUGGAUGCUGCAAGGGGCAACGGCACGAGCAUGAUCUCCCUCAUCAUGCCGCCGCGUGAUCAGGUGUCCCGGGUGGCCAAGAUGUUGGGCGAUGAGUACGGGACUGCCUCCAACAUCAAGAGCAGAGUCAACCGUCAGUCCGUGUUGGCUGCCAUAACCUCUGCUCAGCAGAGGCUGAAGCUCUACAACCGGGUUCCCCCCAACGGACUGGUGCUCUACACCGGGACCGUCGUCACCGAUGACGGCAAGGAGAAGAAGGUCACCUUCGACUUCGAGCCUUUCAGGCCGAUAAACGCGUCAUUGUAUCUCUGUGAUAACAAGUUCCACACAGAGGCGCUGAAUGAGCUUCUGGAGUCCGAUGACAAGUUCGGCUUCAUUAUCAUGGACGGCAACGGGACGCUCUUUGGCACGCUGAGUGGCAACAGCAGGGAGGUUCUUUACAAGUUCAGUGUGGAUCUCCCUAAGAAGCAUGGCCGAGGAGGGCAGUCUGCCGUCCGCUUCGCCCGGCUGCGCGUGGAGAAGCGGCACAACUACCUGCGCAAGGUGGCCGAGCUGGCCACACAAUUCUUCAUCACCCCUGCCACUAACCAGCCCAAUGUUGUCGGACUCAUCCUGGCUGGUUCUGCUGAUUUCAAGACUGAGCUGGGCAAAUCCGAGAUGUUUGACCAACGCUUGCAGUCCAAGGUUAUCAAGUCAGUUGACGUGUCCUACGGAGGGGAGAGUGGCUUCAACCAAGCCAUCGAGAUGUCUGUCGAGGUCCUGUCUGAAGUCAAGUUUGUUCAAGAGAAGAAGCUGCUUGGGAAGUACUUUGAGGAGAUAGGCCAGGACACUGGAAAAUAUGUCCUUGGUGUGCAGGACACCAUGACAGCCCUGGAGAUGGGCGCGGUGGACACGCUGAUCGUGUGGGAGAACCUCGACGCCAGGCGAUAUGAGCUCAAGAAUUCUGCCACGGGGGAGACGGUGAUAAAGUACCUUAGCAGUGACCAGGAGAUGGACCAGGGCAACUUCGUGGACGAGGCAACAUCUGGGGAACUGGAUGUCGUGGACAGGAUGCUGCUGCUGGAGUGGUUCGCUGAGAACUACCAGCAGUACGGUUGCAGGCUGGAGUUCGUCACCAACAGGUCACAGGAAGGGUCGCAGUUCUGCCGGGGCUUCGGUGGCAUCGGCGGGAUCCUCCGCUACCCAGCAGAUGUUACCGCGUACGACGAUGACGACAUGUCAGAUGAGGAUGUUUAUGAAGAUAUGGAAUAGCAAUCAGCUCAAACUCAACUGAAUCCGGUCCGUGAGGAGCCUGUGCUGGCCCCGACGCUCCGGGACGAGAUAUGUACCCUGAAACAUCCAAACAAUCGGUGCAAGGAAACCAAGACUGCAGGAGCUGGAGAGAAGAGGAACUGAUGAGCAAUUACGAUCUAGAUCUUGUGCAAGGCCAAAGAAAUGGGCAUGAUGAUGGCGUCGACGCUUUGUAGCUAAAGAAUGCUUCUUCCUGCAGUCAGGGAACCAUUAUUCUGUGUACUGCGCGCAGUCAGCAGCUGUUGUCCGCUCAGGUUUAUGCUGCUACUGUAGCUGCUGUGUUUGAUCUACUACUUCCUAAAUAAAGUUGUGUGUGCGCGCGCGUGCGCUACAUUUGAGUUGUCAGGAAAGUUGAAGUUAAAAGACACAUGUAAUUUGGUGAUUAUUUUACAUUUAUAAGUUACGUUAAUGUCGGUGUCGGUGCUAAUGCUGUCCUGCUCCUGCAAACCUGGAACCUGUAUUGGUGAUCUAGCUGGAACCCCGUGGAGACGCUUCUGGACAUUCGAAAACGGUUUUUACCUGAAGAAUGGAAACCAGCGAUCCAUUUUGGUGCUUGAACAUCUUCUUUCGUUAA